AUGAUGUUUUUAUUGGUGGAAAUUUUGGUUAUUUUCGUUGCUUCCCUUCUAUGGUUGAUCAGAAUCAUUGAUAUCGAUAGCAUCAAGACUUUUCGUCAGAUUUUAUUGGAUUUGUAUACGAGCGAACGAUCACAUUGGAUAUUGGAUCUUUUCCAGGUUGAUGAGAAAUCGGAGCAUCAUGGUGGCGAGUUAGUUGCUGCAGUAUUGAAGGCACAUAAUAUAAACGAGAUAUUUACAUUGUGUGGCGGACAUAUAUCACCGAUCUUAGUUGCUGCGCAAAAUCUUGGUAUUCAUGUGUACGACACACGUCACGAGGUUAACGCUGUGUUUGCGGCAGAUGCUGUUGCACGCUUACGUCAAAGUGUUGGCGUUGCUGUUGUUACUGCAGGACCAGGUUUAACAAACACGAUUACUGCAGUGAAAAAUGCACAGAUGGCGGAAACUGCUGUUCUUAUUAUCGCGGGAGCAGCACCAGUUUUAUCGAAGAAUCGUGGCGCUUUGCAGGAUAUUGACCAAAUCUCGCUAAUGCGACCAUUAUGUAAACAUGUUGCUCGAAUAACACGUAUAAAAGACAUUGUAAUGGCCCUAAAAAAAGCUAUGCAUAUCGCGCAGAGUGGUACACCUGGUCCGGUUUUUGUGGAGAUACCCAUUGAUGUACUUUAUCCAUAUAAAACGGUAUUGAAGGAAAUGAAUAUUUUCAAGCCCAGAAGUUUCAAACAAACAGUCGUCAACUCAUACCUCUUAGCAAAUAUUUCUCGACAGUUCAGUGGCGGCUGGCUUAUAAAAGAGGACAUGCUACCUAUACCGGCCAGAAUAACUUUUCCAAAUAAGAACGAUAUCGCAAAGUUGAUGCAUCUGGUGCUAAAAUCGAAGAAACCAGUCAUAGUUAUUGGUAGUCAAGCUGUUUUGGCCCCUGUUAGUGUGCAUGAAUUAAAGAACGCUGUAAAGUCUAUUGGCAUCCCGACGUUCUUAACCGGCAUGUCUCGUGGAUUACUGGGACAGCAGAGUCCCAUUCAUAUGCGCUACAACAGAAAGGAUACCCUUAAAGAAGCUGACUUAAUCAUUCUUGCGGGUGCAGUGUGCGAUUUUCGUCUUUCAUAUGGGCGUGCUCUUUCACCGUACGCUAGUGUGGUUUCAAUAAAUCGUGAUCGAGCACAGAUGUUAAAAAAUGAAGGCAUAUUCUGGCGAGUUAAAUUAGCGAUCCAGGCAGAUGUUGCAACAGCCUUAGUCAAUCUUGCAGAUUAUCUGCUUGCAAAUGAUCCUGAACAUGGUUUGUCGAUACGAGAAUGGAUAUCAUAUUUGACAGCGAAAGAAAAGGCGAAAAAUGCAGAAAAUAUGAACAAAAUGAAGGAGUCAUUUGUAAAAGAUGGAAUCAAUCCUCUUUAUGUGCUCUCCCUGAUCAAUAAAGUUUUACCAGAAAAUGCAAUUUUGAUAGCUGAUGGUGGAGAUUUUAUUGGAAGUGCCGCUUACAUUGUGCAUCCAAGAGGUCCAUUACAAUGGCUCGAUCCUGGAGUUUUCGGUACUUUGGGCGUUGGAGCCGGUUUUGCACUUGGAGCAAAAGCCGUUUAUCCAAAUCGUCCAGUUGUGAUUUUAUACGGUGAUGGAUCUUGUGGAUUUUCGCUGAUGGAAUUUGAUACUUUUUCGCGUCAUAAACUUUCUGUCAUAGCGUUAAUUGGCAAUGAUGCUUGCUGGUCGCAGAUCGCGCGUGAGCAAAUUGCUACACUCCAUAGUUCGGUUGCGGUGGAUCUUCAGUACACGAGAUAUGAUAAUGUAGGGGCAGCAUUGGGUGCAAGCGGUGCACUGAUUGCUAAUCAAGAAGAUUUGACAAGGGAAAACUUUGAACAAAUCUUCGCAUCUGCAACGGAUGGUGGUUCGGUGGUUGUAAACAUCAUUAUCGGCAAAUCGAAUUUCAGGGAUGGUAGCAUAUGCGUUUGAUUAAUUAUGUGAUGAUGUGAUUCUUACGUGAAUUACAGCACUUUUCACUUAUCUUAGCGAAGCAGGUUCAGUGUACCUUCGUAUUGCAUAUGUCGCUUAAAAUGC
Molecule: messenger RNA, 2040 nt
Organism: Loa loa (African eye worm)
Lineage: Eukaryota; Metazoa; Nematoda; Chromadorea; Rhabditida; Onchocercidae
Product: thiamine pyrophosphate enzyme
Exons: 12
Coding region: 1-1935 (644 amino acids)
Biological process (GO): L-valine biosynthetic process
Cellular component (GO): acetolactate synthase complex
Molecular function (GO): thiamine pyrophosphate binding; magnesium ion binding; flavin adenine dinucleotide binding
Source: RefSeq, a predicted model, not a curated record